ACUACCUCCAUUUUCUUUAAUUAAUUAAUUACACGCGCAGAUACACACAUUUGUGUGUGUAUAUUAGUUGUGUAUGUGUCCUCUAUCUCUCUAUCAAACCCAGGUGAGGUGAGAUGGGAUUUGGCUACUCUAUUCGUUACAAAAAGCUUUUCCAUUCCCUAUUUCCUCCUUUUUAGAGGUCAAAUCCCUUAUCAAGGAAAUUAAGGAAGAUAAAAGCUUCACCUCGAAAUCUUUCCCUUAAAGGUUUGGAUCAAAUGAUCAUUUGGAGAUUUGCGUGAAAAGAGAAGCCCUUUUUUCAGGAAAAAAAAUUCAAGCUGGUUAACUGCAAUAAGAUAAUUGGAUAUUUUGGCCAUCUCAACUUAGGAAUAAGCGUAAAGAUUAUUACGACUCCUGAGGAAGUCUUCUGGAACUAAAAGCAUUGGUUUUGUCCUAUUAGGAUUUUGAGGACUUGUAGAUGGAUAAAGGUAAGUCUCCAAAUCAUGGUAAUGGAAGUUUCUUGCCUUCAUUGGGAAGGUACUCUCUUUUUACGCCACCUGUUAGUAGUUAUAAUGGAAAAUCAGAGCUAUCUGGUUUGUCAAAUUUGCCUCCCUUAAGACCAGGUAGUUCAUCAGAGUUGGGUCAUUUCGGUCAUGGGAUGUCGUCAGAUUCGAGCAGAUUUAGUCAUGAUGUUAGCCGAAUGCCUGACAAUCCACCUAAGAAUUUGGGUCACCGGCGUGCUCACUCGGAGAUUCUUACCCUUCCCGAUGAUAUUACCUUUGAUAGUGACCUAGGUGUUGUGGGCGGAUUGGAUGGACCCACAUUUUCCGAUGAGACCGAAGAGGACUUGCUCUCAAUGUAUCUUGACAUGGAUAAGUUCAAUUCUUCAUCUGCAACUUCUUCGUACCAAAUGGACGACACGUCAUCAUCUAUUCCAGCAUCAGCACAGGUCAACCCUUCAGCUGAUAGUAUGGCUGCAGCUUUAAGCGAGAAGCCAAGAGUAAGACAUCAGCAUAGUCAAUCCAUGGAUGGGUCAACUACAAUCAAACCUGAGAUGCUUUUGUCAGGUUUGGAUGAAUCCUCUUCAGCUGAGUCUAAGAAAGCCAUGUCUGCCGCUAAACUUGCUGAGCUUGCACUCAUUGAUCCAAAGCGUGCAAAGAGGAUUUGGGCUAAUAGGCAGUCAGCCGCAAGGUCAAAGGAAAGAAAGAUGAGGUAUAUAGCUGAGCUUGAAAGGAAAAUCCAGGCUAUGCAAGCAGAAGCUAUGUCAUUGUCUGCACAGUUGACCGUGUUGCAGAGAGGUACAAAUGACCUUACUGCUGAAAACAGUGAACUCAAAUUGCAGCUGCAAGCAAUGGAACAACAACUGCACUUGCAAGAAGCGAUGAAUGAAGUUACAAAGGAAGAGAUCCAGCAUCUGAAAGUGUUAACGGGUCAAGCAAUUCCAAAUGGUGGACCUAUGAUGAGUUUUCCCGCAUCUUAUGGAGCCAAGCAGCAACGUUAUCCUAACAACAAUGCCAUGAAUGCAUUGUUAACUGCUCAACAAUUUCAACAGCUCCAAAUAAAUUCUCAGUUUCAGCAGCAUCAACUGCACCAGUUGCAGCAGCAACGAGCUUCAUUGCAGCAACAAGAACAGCAGCUGCAACAGGCUUUGGACUUGAAACAGAGUACUUCUCUGCCGACUCCCAUUAAAAAAGAGAAUGCUACUGCAGACACGCCUUUAAAGAACUAGAAUCUCGAACUGGCAUAUGCACUGGCUGUUGGAUGGUUAGUUUGGUUUUAUGCUUUUGGUUAAUACGUUAGAUGUACUAUGCUAUGUACAUCUAACUUGACAUGGGUAGGCAGUCUGUCAAAGUUGAGUUUAUUAAAUCACGAAGAUUAUUUAGUCAAAUAAUGCCCUUUACAGAAUCUGGAACUGGCUGUUGGUUUCCAGAAUCUUGUGAGGGUGUAGUAUUGUUCAGUUGUGCUUUAUACGGUAGAUUAUGUCACCAACAUCGCUCUAUAGGCCAUCUGUUAAAUUUCAGUUUAUCGAAUAUUAUUUAUGAAAAUAUCGUCCUCUAGAA
Messenger RNA from Olea europaea var. sylvestris, 2036 nucleotides. Its product is annotated as probable transcription factor PosF21. Gene Ontology annotation, molecular function: DNA-binding transcription factor activity. The transcript has 5 exons. Gene Ontology annotation, biological process: regulation of DNA-templated transcription. The record is from RefSeq and is a predicted model, not a curated record. NCBI's taxonomy places the organism in Eukaryota, Viridiplantae, Streptophyta, Magnoliopsida, Lamiales, Oleaceae. The coding region runs from base 455 to 1705 and encodes 416 amino acids. Gene Ontology annotation, cellular component: nucleus.